UGUCUGCUCUGUCUUCAGCCAGUCAGUGACGACGGCGGCGCCGCCGCGGCCCAGCUUGUGGUCGCCGUGUGGUCCGGCCGCCCCGGCUCCCAGCGCCCGCUAUUUGCCCGUCCGCCCGCCCGCCCGUGCCCUGACCUCCGGUGGACGCAGGUGAGGCGAGGGAGCGCGGAGGGGCGGAGGGGAGGGCUCGGCGGCUGAUUUAUACUCGGCUCACUCUCCGCCGAGUGCGAGUUUCCUUUAGGUCCAUUAAUAAUGUUAACGUACACCUUCCAAUGAAGCAAAACAUCCCAAGGUACUUCCCAAGUGAAUCAAGGAACACAGGCAACCAAUAGCUUGGUCAAAGAGGUGAACAUGUUGGCAAAAGGGAUAAAGCGAAAAUUUUCUGAAGAACAAGUUCUGGAUGCCUGCCUUGAUCCCGUUGUUGGCAAUGUCAGUUUGCCAUAUAACUUGCAACGCCAGUCACUUCUAAAUAUCUCAUUGUUCAAACUGCAGCUGUGUAAAAUGCUGGUGGAACCAAAUCUUUGUCGGUCAGUGCUUAUAGCCAACACGGUGCGACAGAUCCAGGAGGAAAUGAUCCAAGAUUGCAGCUGGCAGGAACAAACGGCUUUCACGGGAAGCGAUCUAUACGUAGGUCACACUUCCUCAGAUAGUCUGAUUGCCACAGAUUUCUUAUGUACUCCAACAAAAGAGCUACAUGUGGAAAGUUCCACUGCCUCCGCAAGUAAUUCCAGCAAUGUUACUAAAAGCAAGGUAAACUGCUCAUCUUGUGAGAAUAUUACUUGUUCUGCAGCUGCUGCUUCUGUUAAAGACACCAGUACUGUAAAAGAUCUGAUUGAAGUGCAUUUUGAAAAUGAUCUGAAUAUGUUGGAAUCUGAGGAGCAGCAAGUGGAUCUGAAGGAGUGUCCAAAGCCCUUGGAUCAAGUAUUCGGGAGUUUUGAGAUUGCAAAUUACUCCAGCUCUCUCACAGACAUGACAAUAGAUGAUUUAUUUGCGGAUAUUGAUACUUCUUGGCAUGAGCUAGACUCAGUUGUGUCUGGAUUGAUGACCAGUCCAAAAACGACACCAGUCAUAUUUGAGUUAUUAAAUGGCUUACCAUCACACGCGUCAACACCCAUAAAUUCUGCCCAAAACUGUAAAACAGAUCUAACCGAGCUCGAUCACAUUAUGGAGAUUAUUGUGGGCUCCUGAGUUUAAGAAUUUUCUUCCUUUUUUAAGAUACUUGCAAAUCACCUGAUUGUAUCUCUUGUACAGUUUUCUGACCAAUUUUCAGAAUCUUGUCACCAGCAGUGCUCAGAUAAUGCCUUUUGCUUGCAUUGCGUUUGUUCUUCUACUUGUCAGAAUUGUUCAAACUAAAAAUGGUACAUAUUUUCAUACUCCAUUAAAUAUAUAUUUUAAUACAAAUCUAGAUUUUUUACAGUUUCAAGACUUCCCUGUGUAAUUUUUACUUCUCGGUUUUCUAAGUAACGUUUGUUUUGUAUCUGAGCAAUGAGUGAGAGAAGUUUUAUGAAUGUCUUCCUUAGCUGUGCCAAGUAAAAGUUGCAUCUUGUGACAAAGGUACACGUUCAAUUUAAAAAUUACCACACAAAUGGAACCCUUUCAAUUCAACAUUGUAAUUCAGAAAAAA
Molecule: messenger RNA, 1624 nt
Organism: Amblyraja radiata (thorny skate)
Lineage: Eukaryota; Metazoa; Chordata; Chondrichthyes; Rajiformes; Rajidae
Product: cell division cycle-associated protein 4-like
Exons: 3
Coding region: 352-1188 (278 amino acids)
Cellular component (GO): nucleus
Molecular function (GO): transcription regulator activity
Source: RefSeq, a predicted model, not a curated record